AUGGCGUACAACAAAGCCUUCAACCCUGACGCAUUACCUGCACAUGCAGAGCCUGAGCAGGCUGCCCAAGCUCUGAGCCAACUGCAAGGAAAUCGCAAGCCUUCACCGAGUGCUCGAUACCCGAAUCAAGCACAACCUCAGCAGAACGAUCCGCGCCCUCCUCCCAACGGCCGUUAUCAGUCUCCUGCAAGCCACAAUCCUCUUCAGCGACCGCCGCCGGCACAGAACUACCCACAGCCGCGACCUUCUAAUGACCAGUCCUACGUGGAUAACCAAUACAGCCGCCUGCAGUCUCCUCCCCCACAAAGUUAUGGCUACGGCCGUGGUCAAAAUCAGCAGCGCUAUGAAGAUCCUCAAUAUUCUUGGAAGGGAGCGGAACAGUACCCUGGACGUGGCGGAGGAAUCCCUGAUCUUGGAUCUCGUAGCCCGUACGAUUUCUUUCGCGAUGCGAAUGAAUCGCAGACGGGCAAUAUGACAAGCGCCGAACUCGGGAAGGCUCUUGUCAACUCGGAUGGCACUCGCUUUGACAGUACAACUAUCUCGUCGCUGAUGCGCAUGUUCACCACGUCUUCGUCCAACAGCCGUGACGAUUUGACCCUUACUUUCGACGAAUUCAAGAGCAUGUGGGAGUUCCUGGCCGCUUGGCGGCGACUAUUCGAACAAUUUGACGUUGACCAUAGUGGUCGCGUAUCGCGGGAUGAAUUUUCCCGCGCCAUGACGGCGUUUGGCUAUCGUCUGUCACCGCCAUUCAUCACUAUGCUGUACAAUACAUUCAAUGACCGGAGCCCGGCGAAGCACCAGGGUAUGAGUUUUGAUCUAUUUGUCCAGGCGUGCAUUAGCCUCAAGAGGAUGACAGAUGUGUUUAAGAAAUACGAUGACGACCGAGACGGAUAUGUCACCCUCAGUUUCGAGGAGUUCUUGACUGAGGUAUUGCGGCUGCGGGAUUGA
This is a messenger RNA of Exophiala spinifera, 948 nucleotides long. RefSeq lists its product as uncharacterized. NCBI's taxonomy places the organism in Eukaryota, Fungi, Ascomycota, Eurotiomycetes, Chaetothyriales, Herpotrichiellaceae. The transcript is spliced from 2 exons. The record is from RefSeq and is a predicted model, not a curated record. The coding region runs from base 1 to 948 and encodes 315 amino acids. Gene Ontology annotation, molecular function: calcium ion binding.